Molecule: messenger RNA, 1377 nt
Organism: Diaporthe amygdali
Lineage: Eukaryota; Fungi; Ascomycota; Sordariomycetes; Diaporthales; Diaporthaceae
Product: FAD binding domain-containing protein
Exons: 1
Coding region: 1-1377 (458 amino acids)
Source: RefSeq, a predicted model, not a curated record
AUGCUCAAGAGCAAGACGCGCCCGUCUGACAUCACCGGAGCCGACAUCAACGCCGUCUUCGCCAAGACUCAAGCAACGCGGGAGACACGAACCCAGACACUCGUCAAGGCAUCCCACGAGGAGCAGCGCUUCGCAGCCAUGGAGACCCCUCUCCUGGAGCUCGUCGGCAGGUACCUGUUGCCCCAUUUGCCGAUCGAUGACAAGUGGGAUCCGUGGUCCAACAACAUCGAGGGCGGUCACAAGCUCGAUAUCUUUGAUGUUCCGAAGCGCCCUCGUGCUGUUCCAUUCCAUGACGAGCUGGCCAGCACCCCCCUGACACCAUCUUACUUCCCAAAGAUCUCAGUCGCCAUCUCAUUGUGUGGUCUUCUCUACGUUGCGCAACAAGCGCUUGUCCCAGAUGCAAUUUCUCAGACCGGUUCAUUCUUAGGCGAAAUCGCGAAGGACAAUUACACUGGAUUCCCAUCGAUUGACAAUCUUCUUUCCGUCCUGGUAUGGGCAUUUUCGGAGCAAGUCGCUGGUGCCGAACCCAACAAGAGAAUCCAGUGCCUCUACUUUUUGAUCAACUUGAUCCCCAUUAUCUACAUCUGGACGGUCGAAGGCUACCGGAACGGCAACAUCAACUCGUUGGUAUCCAUACCCUCCCUCUUCGCCAUCUACCAGCUCAUUGGAAUCGGAAAGAUCGCGCCCUUGUACUUCCUCCUUAGCGUUUACACAACUAGGAGAAGCGUCUACGCGCGCACAACCGGUCGUCCCGUUCCUUCUCGUGCCGCCAAGGUCAUUCUGCCGGCUCUUUGCCUCGGAUACGUCGUCCCAACGGUUCUCAUGUUCACGCCCCACGAGGACAGUAUCACUCAGCAGAACGUCAUCGCUUUCUGGCAACCUUCUCCUAUCUAUGUCUCCCUGCUCGCCUGGGUUGGCUCAAAGACCAUGACUGCCCUGAGGCCGACCAAGCCCUUCAAUUUGGAAAUCUUUGAGAACUCGGACCUGUCUUAUCUCCAGUCCGGCUACGCCUUCUGCUUCUUUGCCACCGCUAUCACUCAUAUCUCCACAUUUUUGUAUGCCGGUCUCAGCCCCUCCGUGUCCAUCUCGCAAUCCUUCUUCGACCUUCCCGGGUUUGAGUCGAUUGACAUCACUGCGUUUUGGAAGUACGACAUGGUGCUUUGCUUCAGCUCGGUGGCGGUCUGGCUUCUGUACAGUGUGUUCGAGUUGAGAAGAUUCGGAUACAUCACAACCUCCACGGCAUUCAAGGCCGUGGGGUUGACUCUUACUUCAGUGGUGCUUGUGGGACCGGGUGCGACAUAUGCGGGAGUCUGGGCCUGGAGAGAGUCUGUCAUUGCGAGCUAUGGCAAGGCGACGAUCAAGUCGAAGAAAGAGUGA